Micromonas commoda is the source of this 1230-nucleotide messenger RNA. RefSeq lists its product with no specific name. Lineage: Eukaryota; Viridiplantae; Chlorophyta; Mamiellophyceae; Mamiellales; Mamiellaceae. Gene Ontology annotation, molecular function: sequence-specific DNA binding; zinc ion binding. The transcript has a single exon. Gene Ontology annotation, biological process: regulation of DNA-templated transcription. The record is from RefSeq and is a predicted model, not a curated record. The coding region runs from base 1 to 1230 and encodes 409 amino acids.
AUGAGCCACGCGUGCGCAUCCUGCGGCGGUGACAAGACGCCGUGGCGCCGGGGCUGGACGGUCAAGGCCGGCGAGCGGGCGCUGCUCUGCAACGCGUGCGGGCAGCGGUGGAGCGCGGGUCGGCUUCGGCCCCCAGUCCCCUCGGAACCGCCGAGGAAGAAGAGGAGGAGCUCCCUCCCCGCCGCCGCCGCGCCCGUCCCGAUCGCCGCGCGCGUGGCGCCGCCGUGUUUUAGCCCGCGCGAGAGCGAACCGAUCGACGACGGCGGGAAGGAGGUGGACGGCGCGGACGCGGAGACGCCCCGGCGGGCGACGAGGAGGAGCCUCCCCUCGGGCCACCGCCGACCCUCCGCGGGCGAACCCUUCGAGGGAGAAGACCUCCCCGAGACCUUCCACCCCACCGCGGUGCCCGUGAUCCUCCGCCAACUCGGACCCGGACGCUGGUGCAGGUACGCCGCCUUCCGCGAGCGUCCCCCGAUCCACGAGCGCGGGAAAAGGACGCGAACCUUCGAGCUCGUCGCCGAGGACGGAACCGCGCUCGAAGCCGUCGUCGGAACCGCGUCCGCGUCGAGCAAUCACAAAUACCGGUACGAGGUGUGCAACGGGCUCGUAUCUCUGGCCAUGGACCGGAUGGGCAGGCCGUUCGCGUCUCCGCCGACGCCCGGGCACCUCAGGAACGCCAGGGACGCGUGCGCGUGGCUCCGCGCCGUGGUGCGGGAGAGCGUCUCGGCGGAUCAAUCGUUUUGCGCCGCCGUCGCCGCCGCCGUCGCCGUCGACGCCGCCGUGCGACGGGAGGACCUCGGGGGCACGUGGCGCGCGCUGGAACACGCGUUGGGCCAAAACAUGUGGCGUUGGGCCACCGACACCGCCGGGGAGCUCGCGGUGGCGCGGCUUCACGAGAUGGUUCGCAGAAUCGACGAGGGAGCGGGGAUCGUUCGGGGAAGGAACGCGCUCACUGCCAGGGACGCGGCUGAGAUCGUAUCGGAGCUGAGGUGCGUGUGGAUGCGCGUGGACGGCGGGAUCAACAUGGAGACGCUCGAGGAGACCGGGAUCGCGCGGGCGGUCGCCAAGAUCGCGAGCAUGGAGGGUAAUCGCGCGGCGAGGGAGACUGUCGACGCGGCGAGCGCGAUCUUAAAGGAAUGGCGGGAAACGCAGGCGGGGCUCGUGGCGACGCUCGAGAAUUUCUUGGGAUCCGAGGCGGCUCACGAGCGCGAGGUUUCCGCGUCGCGAUGA